Molecule: messenger RNA, 6495 nt
Organism: Pseudozyma hubeiensis SY62
Lineage: Eukaryota; Fungi; Basidiomycota; Ustilaginomycetes; Ustilaginales; Ustilaginaceae
Exons: 1
Coding region: 1-6495 (2164 amino acids)
Biological process (GO): protein import into nucleus; RNA export from nucleus
Cellular component (GO): nuclear pore inner ring
Molecular function (GO): structural constituent of nuclear pore
Source: RefSeq, a predicted model, not a curated record
AUGGUGCAGACAGAUGCCCAAGCAGGCCCUUCGUCGAGCCACGCUUCAACUUCCAAAGCCGGCGCUGCCUCCUCAUCCGACCUCUUCAUUUCCUACCAGGACAUCUUCGAGCACCUCGAGCUCGCGCGACAUCAAAGGGACGCUCAUCACAUCCAUUCCAUCCUCGAGAAGCGCCGAGAUCAGCUCAGAUCUUGUCUUCAGCCGUUUCCCAUUCCCUCGGCUCCCGACUUUGGCUCCUCCAACAACGACGCUACGCCGCCUGCCACUCUCAAGCUUUCCGAUGGAUCUACACACAAUCUCACGGAGCAGACGCGUCAACUCUGCAAGGCCAUCGCUGCACAGUACCGCGUCUCUCAUCAGGACGCCUUUGUCCUUCUCCAGACGUUCCUCGCCUCCGACCAUCGUCACGCCGAGGGUGUACACGACGUCGUCCGCUCACAUCUCCAGCUCGCUCCAUCCACUCCAGUCAAAGCAAGGGCUCAAAGAUCAAAACCAGCACAGAGCACGCACACGGCAAACUCCGAUUCAGAUCUGCUCGACGCUUUCAACAUUUUCUACUUUGAGGAGCGCAUGUACCUCCUCCGCACCAUCUCGUCAUUGAUCCGCAUCACAGAGGAUCCCAACCACGAAUACAUCGACCUCGCCAACUCGGUCCUCGAUCGGUUCGCCGAUGAACCCUUUGCUCUCGAAUGCACCCGCCAUUUCUCCACUCUGGUCGAUCUCUCCUUACCCGAAUCCAUACGUCAGCAGCCUCGUUACUCUUCCCUCUGGGCAAAGCAAAUUUUGCGAGAGCAGUUCGGCCUUCUCGAGAUCGUCUUUCUCCUCUUUUACGGCAGGCUCUCUCCAUCUCCCUCUUCUCUGCUUGCUCUCCUUCGAGUCGUCCACCACACCGAAGUCGGUCGUCGCCAGGCCAAUUUGGGAUUCUUCGACAAUGAAGCCACAGAGACGCUGGAAUGCGUCAGCCAUCUGCUCGUCCUCAUCGCCGUCGAGUUGCUCUCGCUAGAAGAGGUCAUGGACGGCAUCGACUUGGAAGACGCUUCCGACUCGCACAUCUUCAAACACCCGCAAAGUCUCGAAGAGGCCCUCGACCUUCUCAGCAAUACCUCAGCCGAUCCCCUUCAGGCUCCUAUCCUGCUCGCCUGGGCCCUCGUUCUACACCGUCUUGAAGAUGCUUUAGCGGCCCUCUUCGACGCCUCUGAACUCGACUCCUCCCGUUCAGUCGCCGACUCUGCAGCUCAACUUGCAAAUGUGAUCAGGACCGACGAUGGCGGUCCGCCCCUCUGGAGAAGGUUGGCCCAAGCUGCCUUCGUUCCCGAGCUUCGAUUGUUCGACACACUCAUGUCUUUGCUCGCCUCACCCUUGCUAACCAGCAGCAACGGCGCAAGCACUCCCGCUGUCGCAGGCCCAUCCGCUCUCGCCUACCGUGCCGUCUUCAAGGGUCUCUUGCUCAGCAUCACAGAGCUUGUCAAGCCCGAAUUCCUGCCCAACUUCAGCGCUCUCGUCGCUCUUUGGGAGGCCACUUUUGGCUCCGGCCUCGCGCUUCAGCUGAGCCAGACCGCCAUCGAUGGCGUUGCGGCCCUCUGCGAUCAGUUCUGGCAAGUCGACAGCAGGUACGAGUCAAGAUGCACCACUUUGGACACCGCCAGACGCAGAUGGCCCAUCAGCUUCCGUCCGUUGAUCCUCCUCACAAAAGCCCUCUCUGGACACGCCAGGGUCGACGCACAAGCCAUCUGGCCCUCUCUCCUCGACGGUCGCAUCCGCCAAGAGGCUGAAGAGCGAGCCUGCGCCGCUGUCUUUGACUACCUUGCCAACCUUCCAACCUUCGCUCAGGUUCUUCCGAUGGCGGCCAGCACCCCCAACGCGCCGUUUGAGACCAUGGAAGGUGGCGACUACACUUCGGUCACCUAUCGCAUUACGCGAACCAUGCGCAUUCCAGGCACGCAGAUCCGUCUCUCGCCCGGCACGACCGGCUCCACCAUCUCCGAGCUCGGAAAGGAGCCUGUUAUCGUCCUGUGGAGCCCUGCACGCCCUAUUAGCGCGUGGAAGCUCAUGCGCGACGUCCUCUCGUCUUUCCCGCCGGCUUACGCAGAGAUCCACACCAGCCACAACGAUGCCGAUCCGUUUCGCGAUCACAUGCAGGCUGUAAAUUUUGCCCAGCUUGCCCCUGCCGCCGCCGAUGAACCGUGGGAGGAGCUCGCUUCUGACAUGCUUGACCUCUUCGCAAGCGUCAUUUCCGCUAGCGCAGAUCUCGCAUGGACGCUGCUCGCCCAUCUCGAUGGUCGCGACAUCAACGCCGACGAGCUUUCCCUCGAUUACGAACCAGAGGAGCUCGAGCAAAUCCAAAAGGAGAAGGAAGAGCUCGCGAACGCAAAGAGUCUCUCCUCCAUUGCCGUCACCCUUCUGUCCCACUCACUCGUGGCGGCCCCCAUCAACAUUCGUCUCGUUCGAUCCGCCUUGCGAUUGCUCACGGUGCUCCUGCCUUACGAUCCUGACGCUGUAUGGCAGGAGGUGCGAUCUUCCAACGCUCUCAUCGGAAGCCCCGGCGCCAUACCGUACCUCUCCAAGGGCGCUGCUGGCGCUGGUGCAUCUUCAGUGUCGGCGCUUCUCAACCAGGAGACCGCACGCGCCUCGUACGGCGGCCUCAUCUCGUUGCUCGACUUCCACAUCUCGCUCUUCUCAGAGCUUCGCAGAUCGUAUUCUACCGCUUCCGCAGACGCGCUGGAGAUCAAGACCAGCGUGCUCCUCAGAGCCUACACUUGGCUCUUCGAAUGCGUCUGGCCCGAGUAUCAGAGCUGGCGAUACGUCCGUUUGGCAGACAGACUCGAAAUCGGCACCAAGUGCACUCGACUCCUCCACAUGGCUCUCGAGGAGCGCAGUUGGCGCCUCUCGCCCAUGCCCACACCCGACCUCGUCGACGAAGCCGGACCAGCCGCCGCCCUUGUCGAGGCCGCAGAAAGGAGCUUGGUGAGCCAUCCCAGCAUCAACGGGCUGGCGCCUAUAAUCACUUGCAUUGGCACGGGCCAGCAGCUGCUCGAUGCUCUCAGCAGGGCUGGUAGGCAGACUGACGCGAUCCUGGCCGAGGGUUGGGUCCUGUCUGCUCUACGCCUUGCAACUCUCAUCGUCUCGCGCCGGCGCGAACUCACACUGGACGCUCUGCGCGAUCUCUCGACGCUGCCGGCGGAGACGGCCAAAAAGGCUGUGUCCGCUCGGAUCAACAUGGGUCUCUUCGAACGUCUGUUCUUCGAUCAUACCAUCGUCGCCUCUCGGACUUCACUGGUGAGUGGACGCAGGUCAAAUCGAGUCGAGCUUGCCAGCGCUACGUUCGCCUAUGUGCUGUUCCCCACGUCCACUUCCGUCAGCUCCGAGGCGGCUCACCUUGUCACCUCGGUGCUCAGGACGGCCGCUGACCUUGCCUCAGCAGGCAAAUCGGUUCCCGGACUCAUCGGACACAUGGGCACGCUUGAAGAGCUCGAAGCGACGCUCUCUGGCUUGGUUGACCUGGUUGCCAACCCAAAUCAGGACUUUGCUCUCAAGGUACAGGUCUGGACAAUGCUUGCGGCCAUCGUGGAUACACAACCAGCUCUGGGCACGCUCCUGUUGACCGGACGCCACCUUGCCAUGACGACAGAGAUCCGACUCAACAGGUCAGAGAGCGAUUCAGCCUCCAAAAAGUCUACAUCUGCGGUAGGCGCUGGCGCUAGCGAGUCGACCAGCUCAAACACAGGCCGAGCACUGGAAAAGACCGCGCUCGAUGUUGCUUCCGAGGCCAUCCUGUCCUGGAAAGCCGCAUACAACGGCGUUCCGCAGCUGCUGGAGGCUGUGCUGCGAUUCCUCGACGUGGCUUGGAUCCACGCCUCGGAGCACGUUGCUGCAUUCGACACGAUUCGUACAAACUCGGCCUUCUUCCGUGCUUUGGCGGACGUGAUCUGUGAAGCGUCCGAACCUCCUUCGACUCUUGCCGAUGGCUUUGCCGAUUCCGAGUCCGCCUUACACGCCACCAAUGACUUUGAGGUAUCUGCCUACUGCUACCGCAAAAUGUGCCAGGCGCGCUCCCUCCGGCUUCUCCAGCACGACAUCCAGUUGGGCGGUUUCCUUAAGGACCAGACCAAGGGCGAUUCACCUAGCAAAGCCAGUGUCGAGGCUUUGGUCGACAUUAUGACGUCCUCGCAUCGAUUGCUCACAUCAGUCGAGAAGAGUUUCGCGAUGCCAUGCGAUCCUUCGAUGCGCGUGACCCUGGAGCGCAAGCUGGCGGAACUCUUCCCGACCAUCCCGCUCGAGGCCGUGCGCCAUCCAUCACGCAAAGACGAUUUUGACCUCGACAAACGCUAUGGCGACAACUACCACUUCAGCGCCUCGUCCUUCCGAAACAACGCAGAAGGUCGCAUGCUCGACGGCGAGUUCGGCGGUGAUCUAGCGCUGAUCGAAGAAGGAUUGCUUGCCGUGUAUACCAUCAACAUGGAGUGGAGUCUCAUCGAUGUGCAGAACUCGGUGCUUCAGGCAUGGACGCAGUGCAUCGAGAUGUGCAUGGGCCGCAUCGUUGCGCAGUCACUCAGCAAAAACAGCACGUCUGCGCUCGAAACGGCCGUCAUCACGGGGUGGACUCGUCUCGCAACGCUCGCUGCGGACGAAGGCCGAGAAGGCGACUUCAUGCGUGGUGUUCACUCUACCCGACUUGCGCUUCUGACCAAGUUCAUGGAGCUUGCAUGGGGUUAUCGCGGCAGCAAAGAAUCGUCGACGGCUGAUCAGGUCGUCCAGGCUGCCACACUUUGCGGCCGUCUUGUGACACACCCCUUCUUCCGCGUCGAAGACAGUCUCAAAGCCGCUGUGCCUCCCGAGUUCCAUCGCGACGUCUUUGAGAUGGUGCUAGUGUGCGUCGCUCGUAUUCGAACGCUUUUGUCGUCCGAGGGAGCGAUGGUGCGUCCGAACGACAAGACAAUCGAGAGUCAUAAAGCGCUGCAUGUUUCCGUCGAGCUUUUCUGCCGACAUGUCACAGAUGCCCUACGUAUCAAGAUCGAAACGGCAUUGCGGACACUGCAGACUCCCCAGCGAUACCACAUGGACCUGCAGGUGCUGGAAGACGACCUUGACAUUCUGGUCAGCAUCUUCGAAAUGACGAUCAGACGCGAUCUCGGCGCCGAGAUUGCGGUAUGGUUGGCGCAUGUUCAAGAAACGCAGCUGCUGCAGACGACCAUCAGCCUUCUGGGACGAGCACCAGUUCUGCGACCAGAGAGCGCCAACGGUACUGGCACACCCGCUAAUCCCAACAGCGCCCACCAUGUCGCUUUCAUGAAGCCUCUACUUUCGCUGCUCGUCGCCGUCGCAUCUCAGCCAUCUUCGAGCGAAGAAGUCGCUCUGCAGGGCGCAGUCAAUGCGUUGGCGUCCAACAUGCUCACCGAUUCCCUCGAGGACGGUAAAGUAUCGCCCCUGUUGCUCUCUGGCGACCCUAAUCCAUCUCACGAGUGCUGGAGGCUGAUGCUGCGUGUCGUCGUCGAUCUGAUCGACAACCUCGGCGCGGGGUCCGACAACCCGAACUGGCGAGGCGUCAGUGCUAGAUUCGUCGAAACCGACGUCUCUGGCUUCAUCCGCGUCUACCAUAAGCAGAUCGACCGGGCGAUGAACGUGCACGAGCUGCACGUGCGACUAUCCUCGAUGUCCGGCGCUGUGGUUCACCCGUCUUCGGCGAAUGAUCGCCUUGGUGAAGCCAAAAGCGCAGUCUCUGUCGUCAGUCUGGAGCAGCUGGAAGAGAUCGAGCUCAUUUCGAGUCUACUGUACAGCUUGACACGGAUCGAGGCCGAUCACUUCUCGCGCCAACGCUCUGCCCGAUCCGACCGUGAUGCUGCAGUCCCUUCGAUUGUGCAGCAUCUCGCCGAGACUUCGGCUCGGACUUUGCAGCCUCUUGUGCAUCUGUUGCAGCAUCCCAAUGAGCUCACGAGCCUGCUUGGUCUGGACUCAGCAGCAUCGGACGAGUCCGGCGCCGUGCAAGCAGCGGCUGCGGCCAAAAUUCGCACGAUCGUGUCGGUACUGAUCGCGAGCCUGUGGAAUCACACCGCUUGCACACUGGUCCUGUGUCGUGGCUCAGAUGCUUGGCCCUCGACGGAUUCCGGAUGCGCAAUCGUGCGGCCUACGACACGCACGAGCACUGUGCGCAUCGCCACGCUGGGCACGCUCCUGGAUCUCGGCAGCCAUUUGACAGAUUACAUUCGAACCAAUAAGCAGAAAUUGACGACCGACGACAAGGCGCGAUGCUCAGCAACGCUGGAGCAGGCCUUGGGCCUUGCAGCGAGUCAAGCAGCCAUCUGGGCAGCUGGCAAGUCGAAGGAACAGGCAGAGCAGGCCAGGUUGGAACACAUGGCGCGUCAAGAGCUCGACUCGGGUCUUUCCAGAGACCUUGUGUCUGCGCUGAGAGCGGCCGAAGAGGUUGCCGGCGCAGAUGGCAACCUGUUCUCGCUGAUCACGACGUUUGUCGAGUCCAAGCUGAAUGGCUCGCACUUCUGA